AUCAAAUGGACGAGUCUGAACUGCUCUUCAAUUUGUUCUACCUCUUAUUAUGCAUGUGUAUAAUAUAUCCACCAGAGGAGUUUCAGCGUCUAGGACUAACCAUUGAACAGAUUUUCAUUAAACUAUUGGGUGAUGAAAGCACCAAUUUCGUACACUAUCAUCAACGGCGUACAUCAUUGAACUUAUUUGUGCACAGUUGUCUACCUGCAUUUUAUUUUCUCAUACAUAAAUUAAAGUUCUCUGUAUUCGCGGAACGCGAACCACCUGAAAAUAUAGAUUUGGAUCCGGACUUUCCAAUGCCACAAGAAGCUGUGGCUUUUAAGACGCUUACAUGGAAAAUCGCACAACGUUUUAGCUUAAUGGCAGUCUUGGCUGUGCCAGCUUUAAUAUUUAAUUGGCAGCAACAAAACUGGCGCCGUCAUCCUAUCAGCCAGACAUUAUUAAAAUUCUCCAAUGUGCCAGAUAGUUAUCAAACAGUUGCGAGCGAUAUAAGCACUGAAUUUCGAAGAUUCGACAUUUAUAAAAAGAAGCUGAAUUCAAUAUCGACAGUUAUAGCAACAGAAAACUGGAUAAUUAAAACUUCGCUUUAUAAUGUGCAUUUCGCGCACCAAAGUGAUACUUCGUUAAGUGUAGCCAAAACUGAGACUUACAACGUUUCACAAGACACCAACGAUACCUUACAAAUGGUAAGCAUCGUGGUGAAACCAAAUAGACAAAAAGUGGCUGACUUCCAUAUACGUAUCAACGCCUUGGAAUUUCGCAAUCUGGAGGAGCGGAUUAGUAGACCUAUUGCCAUACCCUCGAAUAUACAAUUCCACCGGAACGUGAUAGAUCGUUUCAUAGAUGUUUUCAAAGAACAAGUGGCGAAAAAUCCGAUUUACAAAGCCGAUAGGAUAGCAGACAAGUGCUUCGCUUGUAUGAUUGCCGAACCAAAUAUAAAAAUUCAUAAACAAUGUGAAGAUAUUGAUCUUGAUGGACAUCCGCUGCCAGCUGAUGAUACUUGUACAAACUGCUACUGCCGACCUAUGUGGUGUGUUGAUUGUCUAGCGCGUUGGUUUGCUGCACGUCAGAGUGAACACGAAAGAGAGAUUUGGCUUGAACAGAAAUGUACCUGCCCCAUGUGUCGUGCCAAAUUCUGUCUGCUCGAUGUCAGCUUCAUUGAAAAGCGAGACGCAGCGGAAACCGGUGAAGUACCCUUUAGCAAUGAUAACGCGUGAUAUAUUUAUAUGACAAGAAACAACUUUAUGAAGUGUUUAAUUUCAAUUAUUGUUGAUACAUAAAAUCUGUCAAUUCUUCCAGUGUAUAGUGCUACAGCGAAUAAGUUCCGAAUCUUAUACUCAUUUUGUAAUGUAAACUUUGUAUUUGGUCUAUAAUAGUUUAUAUUUUCUUUUUAUUUUUUAUUUUAAUAAAUUCUGCUUACAUUUCUAUGUUUACAUCAAAUUGAUAUUUUUCUAAAGACAAAUUACUUACUGUCUAAAAAGUUUGUAACUAUCACGUUUUAAUACUUUAUGAUAUAUAAUUUAAAUACAUACACUUCUGUAUGUGUAUUUAAAAGUAAAAAAUAUGCGAAUGAAAUUUUUGUUGGUAAAUACUUAUGUCUAAGUAAAUUGAAAGCUGUAUACAAUAAAUUUCUACUCCAAAAAGUCUAUGUCUGGGCAAGCAGUAAGCUCUAUUGUUAAAUCUAUUAGGUGUUGAAUUUAAUAACAAAAUUGAAUUUAUUUCACUUAAACUACUUAGUUCCACUAUUUCUGCUUUUGCAGUUACUUAGCUGUCGAUUAAGCUUAAACUAUACAUUACUCUUAUA
Messenger RNA from Zeugodacus cucurbitae (melon fly), 1804 nucleotides. RefSeq names its product E3 ubiquitin-protein ligase TM129. Gene Ontology annotation, cellular component: membrane; endoplasmic reticulum. Gene Ontology annotation, molecular function: ubiquitin protein ligase activity. The record is from RefSeq and is a predicted model, not a curated record. Lineage: Eukaryota; Metazoa; Arthropoda; Insecta; Diptera; Tephritidae. Bases 6 to 1217 code for a protein of 403 amino acids. The transcript has 3 exons. Gene Ontology annotation, biological process: protein ubiquitination.